Messenger RNA from Drosophila nasuta, 573 nucleotides. RefSeq lists its product as uncharacterized. The transcript has a single exon. Lineage: Eukaryota; Metazoa; Arthropoda; Insecta; Diptera; Drosophilidae. The record is from RefSeq and is a predicted model, not a curated record. Bases 1 to 573 code for a protein of 190 amino acids.
AUGCAUCUGCUUGAAUUGGUCUUUAAUCUUGUGCUGGUUGGCAGCAGUGGCUAUGGACUUUACGCCUUGACGCCAACGGAUCAACCUUAUGGUUAUACGGCAGCUGCAUUUUGUUUUGUCCACGGUUUGCUUGGCCUGGUUCGCAAUGUUCAAUCGCAGGGCGCCGAAUGUUCGCGCUCCUUCUUUGUGUCCACCAGCAUUGUGGAUGUCCUGCCGCUGCCCUUGGCCAACAUUGAGUUCUAUCUGCAGUCCUCGCAGUCCGGCCUGGCGAUGGUUCAUGCCAUGUCCUUAAUUCUCUUGAUAUACGAUACGAUGGGAAAUCUUGGUGAUGACUGGGAUGCGGCAACGGAAACCGUGAAGGAUUUAUCGCUGGUUGCGAAUGUUGCCUCGGCCACUUAUCUGGGUUUGCAGGAGGAGAACUACUUCCAUGUGGGCAUCGCUGUCUCGGCCACAAUUGCUCGCUACGGUUCUGCCUUGGUCAGCACUUUUCUGCCCGAGUUUGGGCCACAUGUUGACAAGAUGAGCAAGUCGGCUAUUAUUGGACUCAUGACGUACUCUUUGACCCAGAAAUAA